This is a messenger RNA of Helobdella robusta, 1077 nucleotides long. RefSeq lists its product as hypothetical. Lineage: Eukaryota; Metazoa; Annelida; Clitellata; Rhynchobdellida; Glossiphoniidae. The transcript has 3 exons. The record is from RefSeq and is a predicted model, not a curated record. The coding region runs from base 1 to 1077 and encodes 358 amino acids.
AUGUUGUUUGAGGAAAGAAAUGGUAGUGCUUAUAGUGAAAGACUUGCUAAUCAGAUUCAGAUUAAGCUGGACAAUGCUCCAUUCAAACCUCAUAACUUCAAAUUAGCGUACGAUCUGGACGCCUACGAAGCAGCCAAUGAGAAGCUGCAGAAGAGAAAUACGCCUCACAACACAAACCCUGCCACCCCGAGCAAGAUGCAGUUCAAAAUUCUGUCCGACAGUCAGAACAGCCGGAUGUUCUUUGAGGCCAUGAAGCUCAGCAACCUAAGGAAGCAGGCGCAGAAACAGAAACAGAUCGAAAUCAACAACAAAAAUUCUUCAUCUCCUUUUCAAACUUCCGGCAAAUUUUAUCAUUUGAAUUUUGAGCCAAUGAGAAUCGAGGAUUAUAGAGAACUAGACGAGAGUAAGAUUAAUGAGGAUUUAUCGGAAAUUCCAAACAAAAUGAAACUACAAAAAAUCUUUAAUGACCAGCGUGCUAUAAAUAGCAACAACGUCAAUAACUACAACAACAGCAACAACAGUAACAACAACAGCAGCAGCAACAACAAUUAUUACUAUAACAACAAUGACGAGUCAUGCAAGAAUUUAGAUUCCCGAAACAACAAUGAUAUCAAUUCGGUGGACUUGUGCCGUAACGCUAACAACAGCUAUUAUAACAACAACAAUUGUAAUGCAAAUACUAACAACAACAACAACAUUAAUGAUGACAACAAUAACAUGACAUACAACAACAACAACUAUCAGAAAAUAAUCUGUAGCAACAACUGCAACAACAACAGUAACAACACAUUGUCACUGCCUAAGAAUAUGACCAACGAUGAUGAAAAUAAAAAUCACAUUAAUAACAAACCAAAUAACGUCAACAAUAACAAUAUCAUCAACAACAGAAUAUUACAUUACAACAGUCAAAACAAUAACAUAAACCCACACGCAAAAUCCACUCCACAAAUUCAACAGACGAACGAAAGAAAGAACAUGACGAAGGAAAAUAUGGCUAAACCCCCAAGAGCAGGUCAAGGUCGAAAGCUACCGAACCUUCCAAAGACGCAGCAGAACAAUGUAUCAAGACUUUGUUAG